This is a messenger RNA of Rubroshorea leprosula, 2787 nucleotides long. The record is from the annotation of a GenBank genome assembly. Lineage: Eukaryota; Viridiplantae; Streptophyta; Magnoliopsida; Malvales; Dipterocarpaceae.
GAAGCUGCCUUGAAAGGAAAGCAUUUGUUUCUUCUUACCUUUAUAUUCACAAUCCAAUGUGCAUUACUUCAGUGAAACUGAACUCUGCUGUAUCAUCUUUCAGGUGUUUGCCUAUUUCCUUUCAAAGAAGUGACUUUCCUUAUGGAGCUUGUUUUGAGUCUGUUGGACAUGAGAUGAUUGAGAAGCAUGGGGUGAAGUGUGUUACAAUCAAGAAGACACUUCCUCCUCUUUUGCCUGCAGCUGGUGACAGUGGAAUGAUAGAGAAUGAGAAACAAAAUGAAGGUUCUGAAGUAUCAAAAUUUAGUGGCCCAGAUCUUGCUGAAACUCAUGAUGAGGUUAACAUGUCAGGUUUUGAUGAUCAAGGAAAACACACUAGCAGGCAAGAUUCUGAAGUCUUGGAGAUAAAGAAAAGAUUAAGGAAGAGAAAGAAGAGGGAUAUUGACUUAGAAAUUGUUGCCAAUGGAAAUAGUAUUGAUAAUAUACCUGAGGAUGAGAGGCAAUUUAUGAAUUCUUCAGUCUCUGAAGAGAAGGGCCAUCUCAAGGGAAAAGAUGGACUUGCUUUGAUCCUUGACAAUGCCAUUGAGGGUAAUGUUGCCUCACGAGGGAUUGUUUGUGCCAUACGUGCUUCUUCUGGAUAUAAUGUUAAAUCUCGGGAAGCUAAAGGUGAAAAUAAAAUCAAACUUACUUGCCAUCAGUGCUGCAAGUGGAGAAGCAACUUUGUGUGCUGCAAUAAGUGUCAGCUUAAAGCCUAUUGCCAUUCUUGCAUAAAGAAGUGGUAUUCACGACAAUCACAGCAAGAAUUGAUGGAUGCUUGCCCACAUUGCUGUGGUUGGUGCAAUUGUAGAUCUUGUCUUCUCACAGGCAAAUUAUUCAAGGACACCAAAACUUUGGGAGUGCCUUUAAAUAAAGAGGAAAAGGUUCAGCAUUUUAAGUAUCUUAUAUCCUUUCUGUUCCCUAUUCUGGAAGAAUUUGACAAGAACCAAAGGAAGGAAAAGAAGCUAGAGGCAAAUAAUCUAGGGUUAACAAGGUCAGAGGUUGUAGUUGGUCAGGCUGUGUGCGAGGAAGAUGAAUCUCCAUAUUGCAACAAUUGUUGCACCACUAUUGUUGAUUUACAUAGGAGCUGCCCCAGAUGCAAUUAUGAUCUAUGCCUUACAUGCUGCAAGGAGAUUCGAGAUGGAUGCUUGCGAGGUUGGGAUGUGAUUGAUGAGAAAUCUGAGAUAAGCUCUGAUAUACGUGAGGAGCUAAUUUCUAAGUGGAAGGCAAAGGAAAAUGGUGAUAUCCCCUGUCCAGUUGAGGAUUUAAAAGGUUGUGGCUACCAACGAUUGGAGUUGAAACGUAUGUAUCCAGCUGGCUGGGUUUCACAACUGAAGUCGAAAAUCAAAGGGUUAGUUAAAGUCAAAAAACUUUUGAAUUCACAUGGUCCUUCCAGUAGAUGUUGCUCAUGUUUGGAAUUUCAAGGUAAUGUUGAUCCUGAGCUGCGAACAUUAAGGAAGGCAUCAUCUAGAAAUUUAUGCUCUGAUGAUAACUAUCUGUACUGUCCUUCUGCCAAUGACAUUAAGCAUGGUGAACUGAGGCAUUUUCAAAAACAUUUGAUGAAAGGAGAGCCUGUUAUAGUUAGAAAUGUUGUUAAUUUAACUUCUUGCCUGAGUUGGGAUCCAAGGGUAUUAUGGCGUGCUUUCCCCGAGAGUGAGCAGGGUGCCCCUGACACAAAAGUGGCAGCUGUUGAUAAAAGCAAUGAUGAAUUCUUUAAGGGAUAUUUUAAGUGUCCUAUGAAUGAUGAAUCUCCACCGCAGCUGCUUAAAGUAAAAGACUGGCCAUGUUACACUUUAUUUGAAAGGCUCCUUCCACGUCAUUUUGCAGAAUUUAUCUGUGCCUUGCCAUUUUCAGAAUAUACAAAUCCGCACUGCGGUAUUCUGAAUAUUUCGACGAACUUUCCCCAGAAUAGUCUAAAACCUAACCUUGGGCCAAAAUCUUUUAUAGCCUAUGGACAUGAUGAAGAACUAGGACAUGGAGAUUCUGUAACAUUUCUUCACUGUGACAUGUCAGAUGCGGUGAAUCUUCUGGUGCACACUUCUGAAUUAACAAAUGUUACCUGUGGUGCAAUGGAUGCAUUGGGUGCGGCUGUUUGGGAUAUUUUUCGUAGGCAAGAUGUUCCCAAACUAAAUGAAUAUCUGACAAAACACCAUGCAGAGUUCACACGUAUAUUGGGGGCUCCGGUAGAUCAGGUUGUGCAUCCAAUCCAUGAUCAGACUUUCUACCUGACUGUGGACCAUAAAAGAAAACUUAAGGAAGAGUUUGGAAUUGAACCUUGGACAUUUGUGCAAAGGUUUGGAGAGGCAGUAUUUAUACCUGCUGGUUGUCCUCAUCAAUCUUGUGUCAAGGUGGCUCUUGACUUUGUCUCCCCUGAAAAUAUUGGUGAGUGCAUCCGUUUGACUGAAGAAUUUCGGCUUCUUCCACAUGGUCAUAGGGCAAAAGAGGAUAAAUUACAGGUGAAGAAAAUGAUACUACAUGCAUUGGAAUAUGCUGCUGAGGAGUUGGAAAAGCUUAGGCGAUGAGGAACAAGGAGGCAUAUAUUAUCGCCCUUUUGCUGGAUGGUAGAAUCAGAAUUUUUGACUUCUAACACAUUUCUGUGAGUAGGGCGAAAUAUCAAACCGUGCAAACGUGUAGUUGAUUGUUUUGAGAUGUUUUGGCCUCAAACGAAUUUUGUAAUGCGUGUGUUAUGAUUAUCACACUCUUUGAUAAAGAUUUUUCCAUUUUGGGAUGCAGAAUUAAAGUUGCAAUUGAUAC